This is a messenger RNA of Epinephelus fuscoguttatus (brown-marbled grouper), 1587 nucleotides long. It is a transcript of the gene gkap1, whose product is annotated as G kinase anchoring protein 1. The coding region runs from base 189 to 1418 and encodes 409 amino acids. The record is from RefSeq and is a predicted model, not a curated record. NCBI's taxonomy places the organism in Eukaryota, Metazoa, Chordata, Actinopteri, Perciformes, Serranidae. Gene Ontology annotation, cellular component: Golgi apparatus. The transcript is spliced from 13 exons. Gene Ontology annotation, biological process: signal transduction.
CGCCGGGCAGCUGUACUCGGGCAAUCGCUGGUAGCAAACCGACAGUAACCGACAGCACCUUCACGAACAGGUGAAACUAUUCUUUAGCAACUUUUCUUGUGAGCACUGUCGCUUCGAAACAAGUCAGCGGGUGUAUUAGAGACAAAACAUCGACGUGAGUUCAUUAACAGUUAGUUUUCCUUCUCGCAAUGGCAUCGUCUGCAAUGAUCACCGUCCCCACCACCGCCUCCCGCUUCGCCCUGCUCCAGAUAGACUCGGACUCGGACUCUGACGCAUCCGAUGCGGGGAAGACCACCGCUAAAUCCGGACGGGACUCCUCCGGGAAGCCCCGACAAGGCAAGGCAGGAGGAGCCGGGGGUAAAGGGGCUCAGUGCAACGACAAGAAGAAGGACAAGAAAAAGAAGAAGAGGGAGCAGCAGCAGACUGAGGCAAACGAGUUACGUAAUCUGGCCUUCAAGAAGAUUCCUCAGAAGUCGUGUGUCCCGCCUCCCUGUAUGACACUGUCAGGAAUAGCCAGUGAACUUCUCAAUCCUGCACCAGGGGAACAAAAUAUACCGUCAGAGGGGUGGCAGCAGUGGAAGCAGAGGGAUGAGCAGAUAACCACUGAGCUUUAUGAGGCCGACUUGGAAAAAGCCUUAAUUCUAAGUAAACUUGAGUUUGAACAAAACAAACAGCACAACACAAACGCAUCCUCGCCAAAGUCACGAGGAGGAAAAGAGGGAGGAGGGAAGAAGGACAAAAAGAAGAAUCAACAGGCAAAAGACAAAAAGACAGUUUCACUGCAGGACUUCCAGGCUGAGGGCAGUGCAGAACAUUUGAGUAAGAAACAAGAGAAGGAGGACGCCAGAGUGACUAACCUAGCGUUGGGAACUGGGCAGGAGGAGCGUUUUUUUAACAAGCUUGAGGAUGAUGUCACUCGAAUUAUUCAACAGGAGAAGAGACGUGAGCAGUAUGCCAACAGCCAGGGACAGGAAGUCAACACAUCUACAGAACAUGAACCGGACCCCCGAGCAGAGCAGCUGAAGUACGACCUGGAGAAGAAAGACCAGGAAAUCGACAAAUUAAAGAAGAACAUUUCACAGUGGGAGGGGAAAUACAGAGAGGUGAAAACAAGAAAUUCCCAGCUUCUUAAAAUGCUCCAACAGGGAGAGAUGAAAGACAAAGCAGAACUUCUUCUACAGGUGGAAGAGCUAUUACACAUAAAAGAAGAACUGUCAUUACAGGUAGCAUCAUUACACGCUGCACUUGAACAAGAAAGAUCUAAAGUCAAAGGUCUGCAAUCAGAACAACCGAAACAUCAGACAAGACAAGAAGCAGCCAGUGAGUCAGGUGAAGUGAGAGCAGUUGCAGUGGAAACAAGAAAGGGAGGAAAGGCUCGGAGAUGGAUCUAUGAAGGUCCAAAACAGAAAAGAUCUUAAAAGCAAAACUCAACAAAUGGAUGAACAAAUGAAGUAAAAAAUCAACUGAUCUCAUAAUCAGGGUUUUCUUUCCUUAUUUGGUUCUUUUUUUUUCUAGCUGGGACUCCAUGUCAGCAUAUAAUGCAUGCCCCCCUAAGUACACACACACACACACACACACACACAUACA